This is a messenger RNA of Cuscuta europaea, 759 nucleotides long. The record is from the annotation of a GenBank genome assembly. NCBI's taxonomy places the organism in Eukaryota, Viridiplantae, Streptophyta, Magnoliopsida, Solanales, Convolvulaceae.
GGGAAGGACAAAAUGUUUAAUCCUACUCUUGCUAUUACAGAUGUGGCCACUACUUCUAAGCAUCAAUCUCAAAACAAAGAGGAUGAUGUUUCUGAAGUAGAGGAAAUUAUUAUGGAGACUGCAACACAAGUCCCUGAAAUGGAGCUAACAACUGAAAAGGAGGACUGUCAUCAGGCUUUGAGAAAGGCUGUGGCUGCUGAACUAUGUGAUAUGUCCUUGGUACCUGCAAAAAAUAUGUCAGUAAUCCAGGAUGACUCAAAGGUUAAAGAGCUUCACCAUUAUCUUGAGAUUGAUCUUGACCUUCUGGCUAAGGCAUAUCAUUCAGAUAGUUAAACUUCUCCAAAGGUUCACCCUGAUGCCUGGCAGGAAGGUAGGCCUGAAAUCAGGAAAAUAAUUGAUAAAAUGAAGAUACAUAUGGAGGAGAAGGAAGCAAUGCAGGAAGAGGGGCAGAUUUAUUUUUUAGAUCCUACAUCUGAUGUGCAAGGUGCGUUUACAUUGGUUACUCACAGAAGAUCAAGAAGGAAGAAGGAGCCUGAAAAAUCUACUAUCACUAACAGGAAUGCAGCUAAGAGGAGGGAUAACCAAGGGUUCUCACAGACUUCCCUUCCUACAUCCUAAUGAAUUGGCUCAUAUGGAUUGUAAGGGGUCUAGAAGCCUCCAAUUUUAGACUUAAUUCCCUUAUAAAACAAUGGAGAGUUACUGUUGUCAUUAUUAUUGAGCCAAUAGUGGAUAGGUCAAAGGCAGAUUAUUACAAAUCAC